GACGUAUAGAACAACAGAAAAUCGUAUGGUAGUAUAAUCAUCCAAAUUUGGACAUGCCUACCCAGCAUUGCAGGAAGCAGCAACUGAAAUCGACCCAAGUGGAAAAGAACGACUCUACAAGGGCAGCCAGGCCGGCAUCAGACAAUCACGACAAUUAACGUUCCAUUCGCUCCCUCUCGGACCUCAUCACAUCCUUCGACUAAAUCCUACGUCUAUUGCCAUAACAGGAGAGAGACGCGUUAGGCUUGCGGCUCCAUCGUAUAUUUCUGCCGCUAUGACCGUCACUCAUCGCAAACGUACAGCCAACGAUGCCGAAAAGGAUAUAGCCGAGGCGGGUGUUAAAUAUCAUUGCGAUCCAUGCAGCCAGAACAUCACGGACACGGUACGGAUACGAUGUGCGGUCUGCAGUGACUUUGACCUCUGCGUCAGGUGCUUUUGCAAUGGCGCCGAGCUGGGCAAGCAUAAGAACUGGCAUGAUUACCGGGUGAUGGAACAACACUCUUUCCCUAUAUUUGACGUGGAUUGGGGUGCAGACGAGGAAUUGCUGUUGAUUGAGGGAGCAGAAACCUUCGGUAUCGGAAACUGGCAGGACAUCGCAGACCAUGUCGGAUCAAAAACUAGGGACGAAUGCGAGGCCCAUUAUCUUCAAGUAUACGUCAGCAGUGAAACCUGGCCCUUACCAGACAUGCAUAAAAAAUUCGACAUGGAUCCUGAAGCAGUGGCGGCUCGAAAGAGGCAGCGUUUGGCAAUGAGAGUGAACAGGAUACCAGCACCUGUCAAGGCACAGAAACCGAUGACGAGUCAACCGGCGAAUCAUGAGAUUGCAGGAUAUAUGCCAGGACGCCUCGAAUUUGAAACUGAAUACGAGAACGAGGCAGAGCAGACGGUCAAGGAUAUGAUCUUUAGUGAAGAAGACACGCCCGAAGAAGUCGACUUGAAGCUGAUGGUGCUCGAAAUCUACAAUGCCAAGCUUAACAAAAGACUGGAGCGAAGGAAAUUUGUGUUUGAGAGAGGCUUCCUGGAAUAUAAAAAGAAUCAAGCCGCAGAGAAAAAACGAACACCGAAGGAACGGGAACUGCUUAAUAGUGUACGAGUGUUUGCACAGCUUCAGACACCGGAGGAUUAUGACAAGCUUGUGGACGGUCUCUUGAAGGAAAUGCAUCUACGAGAACGUAUCGCAGAGCUGCAGGAGUUCAGGGCCAAUGGACUGACAACACCUGCUGCCGGACAGGAGUACAUCAGAGAGAAGGCGAAUAGGUCAAGUCUCCGCCACCUCAUGUCCGGCUCAACCCUCAACGACCGAAGAGCACGUCCACCCCCUUCACGAGGCAAUAUCGAAGAUACUUCCUCACCACGUGGAUCUACUGCAGCAACCAAGACGGCACCUGUGGUUCGCAAGCCUGCCAACCCAUUGAACAUCCAGAACGCAGAGGGCAUCCAUUUGUUGACUGUGCCCGAGCAAGCGCUGUGCUCGACCUUGCGAAUCUUCCCCAAGUCGUAUAUGAUCAUCAAGGAGCAGCUUCUGAAGGAGCACACACGGCUCGGUGGAUUGAAGCGACGACAGGCGCGCGAGCUGAUUAAGAUCGAUGUGAACAAGACGGGAAAGAUCUACGAUUUUUUCGUGGAAGCCGGCUGGAUUCAAAACUCUGAUGCCUAGAUAGUAGCGGCAGCGUACCCACAUAUUUCUUCAACUUGUAUGUAUCAUAGCUUGUGUAAACCCAACUUAGGAAUGAAAGAAC
This is a messenger RNA of Gamsiella multidivaricata, 1739 nucleotides long. RefSeq lists its product as uncharacterized. Lineage: Eukaryota; Fungi; Mortierellomycota; Mortierellomycetes; Mortierellales; Mortierellaceae. Gene Ontology annotation, cellular component: nucleus; SAGA-type complex. Gene Ontology annotation, biological process: regulation of transcription by RNA polymerase II; chromatin remodeling. The transcript has 9 exons. The coding region runs from base 275 to 1657 and encodes 460 amino acids. The record is from RefSeq and is a predicted model, not a curated record. Gene Ontology annotation, molecular function: zinc ion binding; protein binding; chromatin binding.